Cryptococcus amylolentus CBS 6039 is the source of this 2885-nucleotide messenger RNA. RefSeq lists its product as hypothetical. The record is from RefSeq and is a predicted model, not a curated record. Bases 160 to 1920 code for a protein of 586 amino acids. Gene Ontology annotation, biological process: intracellular monoatomic cation homeostasis; protein phosphorylation; intracellular signal transduction. Gene Ontology annotation, molecular function: ATP binding; protein serine/threonine kinase activity. Lineage: Eukaryota; Fungi; Basidiomycota; Tremellomycetes; Tremellales; Cryptococcaceae. The transcript has 5 exons.
GGUGAAUCCUGAACGCAUCCCCCUCCCCGCCUGCACAUGCCCUCCCGCACAUAACAUGUCCAUCCCCCGUACAUAGUAGCACAACUCAUACCACCGCUUUCUGUCCAUCCAUCCACCCACCCCCUAGUCAGCCCGCGUCUUUGUCAUCCUCCCUCCCCCAUGUCAGUAGCCCAGGAAGAUGGCCAGGCCGGCGCCGCGGCUGAGAACGCAGGGGAAGACGUCAAGCCUGCAGAUAUACCCCAAGGAGGUGUCGUCAAUGUGAAGGAUCUGCCCUAUAUGCUGGAUUCUGCCUUCCCUCCCUCCUACCGAGGCCAGUCUACGACCAGCAGCACCGCCGCCACCCCCUCACUCUCCCCCAUGCCGACCUUCUCAGACUCUGACCAGGGCCACUCGAAUGGCGCCCCUCCUCUCGCCUCCGCUGUGGCAAACCCCAGCGGGGUCAUCGACCAUCACGUCUUGUCUCCUAUUCCAUCCAGCCAGUCGUCUGCAAACCCCGAGCAGCCUCAUCCCGCAGGCAAUGGCCCCGAGGGCACUUUUCCUUUCCCCAACAUCCGCCCCAUCCCUACAGCUUCAAAUACUCCCAAUAUGCCUACAUCGAGGUCAUUGACUUCAGACGGCCCUUCUUCACGAGCCUCUCGCGCCAACUCUGCACAGGGGCAUGUGGUUGCUCCCAUGCCCCAGCGCCAUGACGCCUCCGCCCCCAGUGUCCGCUCCGCUUCGGCGGGUAAUCACGAACAGCGCGAGGGCAAACCCGAGGUCUCUACCAGACCCAGCAGGUCUAGCUCAGUCGCCAAAGCGGGUGAUGGAAAAAAGUCGUUCUUCCACAAAAUGUUUCACCCUGGGGACGCAAAGGCCACAGACAAGUCCAAGCUGCACCUGGACUUGCCUCGCGAUUCGCCUGCGAAUGGAAGCGUAAGCGGGCGUCCCAGCCCUGGUGUGUCUGCUGGUGCAUCACCUCCUCUCACCCCCAAUGUCUCUGACGACUCGAGGCCGCCUUCGCGGGCUGGCAGUCGAGCGCCUAGCGUUAAAAGACAAAACUCGGCUAUCGGCGAUGUCCAGCCUGUUAUCGACCGCAAGGGCGCAGCUACGCCUCCUGUUGCGCCGCCUCAACCACAAAGACGUCUCUCGCAACGCUCCAAUGGCUCGCCCAACCGCAAACCUGCGGCCGCGCCUGUGGCAGCGAAAAAGGAUGACGCUGGUGCUCACAAAUUCACCCUCAAGGACCUUGUUGGGCUGGGCGAGAGCAACAAGAUGUCGAGAAAGGCGUCCGGGGCCGGAUCCGCACGGGGUUCAGACCGUGGAUCCACAAGAGGAAGCGAAGCGGGCGAUAAUGCCAGCACCGCCUCUCUCCUCAAAAAGUAUGGUGUCUGUGACCGAGCGGCUAUCGGGAAAGGUGCCACUGCCAUCGUUCGUCUGGCACACAAGUGGGACAGGCGAGAGGAAAAGCUCUACGCCGUCAAGGAGUUUAGAAAGAGGCGCAAGAAUGAGACGGAGAAGGACUAUGUCAAGAAACUCACUUCGGAAUUCUGCAUCUCCUCCACCUUGCACCACGUCAAUGUCGUCGAGACUGUCGAUCUUGUCCAAGACGAGGCGCAUCAUUGGUGUGAGGUGAUGGAGUAUUGCCCGGGUGGCGAUCUCUACGCUGCCAUCAAGAAGGGAGGCAUGUCCAGUGCCGAAGUCGAAUGUUCUUUCAAGCAGAUCCUGCAGGGUAUUGCCUACCUUCAUUCCAUGGGUGUAGCGCACAGAGAUAUCAAGCCUGAGAAUCUGUUGCUCGAUGGACGAGGACAUGUCAAGAUCACCGAUUUCGGCGUAUCUGACGUCUUCCGGAUGUGUUGGGAGAAAAAGACCCACUUGAGUAAGGGUCUGUGCGGUUCAGAGCCUUACAUUGCGCCAGAGCUUUUCGAGCAAAAGGGUAAGUAGCCACAUGCGUCCUCCAGCUUUGCUGACUUGCUUCAGAAUACGACGCGCGUAUGGUCGAUGUAUGGGCCGCCGCCGUCGUCUUCUACUGUAUGCAAUUCCAAGAACUCCCUUGGAGAGUCGCCAAACCCAGCGAUUCUACCUUUGCUGCCUACGUACAGGCCUACAAGCCUCCUGCCUCUGUUGAGGGCUCCCACACUCCCGUCCAUCAUGGCACUCCUGCUCCGCUCAACAAUCUCAUCCCAAGAGAAUGUAGGAACGUCGUCAAGCAUAUGCUUGAUCCCGACCCCAAGACGAGGUGGACAGUGGAGGAGGCGUUGAAGGACAAGUGGUUGGCAGGUGUGCAGGUGUGCUGGGAAGCCGAAGGGGGCGCCGGUCAUUCGCAUACGACUGCGGGGAUGGAUGUGGUGAAGAUCUAGAUGGGAGGCAGAGAGAUCUUGGAGAAUGAUUACCGUUCAUUCUCAUCUUAGUAGUUUCCAUAACGAAUGUAAAUAGUAUACGAGUCGUCGCAACGGCGUCAUGUCAUACGGGGUCGUUCCAACUUGUUCGGUAUAUUGCAAUGUUUCUACCUGCCCCUGGAUCGCAGGAAGUGAUACGUACGGCAAGGAAGUGUAUCCACGGUCUGAUUCUUGAUACUCUAUGGGCUUCCGUACCAUAAAGUCCAUGCAAGCGAUCGUAGCUAUCGAUCAAUACCGUCUCAGAGACCAAACGGGUGUCUUUGACUUCAUGAAUAUUUCUGCCCACGGAUACUACAGAGGCCACAGACGUACUCUACAGGAACCAGACCAAACGUUGAGGACUAGCAAGCUGGCACGAGCUGUGGAAGAGUGACCGACCCCAAAAACCCCAAAGAGCAGCGGGUCGUCGCUCCUUGAGGGAUAUAGUCGAGCUCGAGACAUACAGUUGGGAUGCCGGAAUAUGACUGCACCUCCCGGGAAUAGGAAUAGCUUUCCGGGUGGAAAACGCUU